CUGCGGGAGAUCGGCUUCGACUACCUGCGCGACAACCUGCGCCACUCGCGGAGUGAUAUGGUGCAGGGCGGCCUUCAGGUCGCCAUCGUCGACGAGGCCGACCACGCACUCGUGGACGACGGCCGCACGCCGCUCAUCAUCUCCGGGAAGCCGAGCGGGAGCAUCAGGUCGGUCUUCCGGGUGAAGUCGGCGGUCGAAGGGCUGAUCGACGAUCAGAAACGGAUCGUCGCGUCGCUCGUCGAUGGCCUCUCAGAUACCGAGUCCACGCCAAGCAUCGAACGGUACGCGAAGCUUUUCCUUGCCGACCCUCGGAACGCCGCAAUCGUCGCCGCCGCCGCGCGCGACGCACGAUUACUGGGACGGGUGCGGGACUUGAUCGACACGUACUCCGAGGAUGGCAUCGAAAACAAGCUCACCGAGGGGCUGCUCUACACGACCGACCUCCGGCGCGACCUUGUAGCCCUUACCUCGCAGGGCUCCUCCUACGUCGAAAGCAGACUCGGCCCCGUCUUCGACACCGCCGACCUCCACGCCGAGAUUGCCGAGAUUGACGCCGACCGGACCGUAUCACUGGUACACCAGAUGCUUCGCGCCUACCUGCUGUUAGCGCGUGACGAGGACUACAUCGUGGCGGACGGACGGGUCGUACUGAUCGACGAUCUGACGGGGCGUCGCAAGUCGGACAGCAAGUACCAAUACGGCUUGCAGGCUGCUCUCGAAGCCAAGGAAGGCGUACGCGUCCGUCCCGAUCCGCGAGCGCUCGCCUACCUGACGGUCGAGGGACUCGUCCGGCAGUACGACCAUGUGUCGGGAAUGACGGGGACGGCAUUGGAGGCCCGUGAGACGUUCCGCAGGUCGUAUGGCCUCGACGUCGCCCACAACAGGCUGGACGCCGUGAGGAACGGCGAUGAGGCCCGGAUCGUCCAAGAAGCCGGUUCGUUCGGCGCGGUGACCGUCGCCACCAAUAUGGCCGGCCGCGGCACCGAUAUCCUGCUGGGUGACGACCUCGACGAACGAGUGACCGGUCGGUUCAUCCGAAUGCUCAGCGAACGCCUUUCGACCGACUACACCGCGGUGAGCCGCAGGCUGUCGAGUAACGACGUGGAGGACUCGCAGAGCCUCGUCAAGCAGGUGCAGUCGUCCAUCGAGCAGGACGCCGAGGCGGUCCGCAUCGUCUCGUACGACCUCGCCCGCAUCAUCGAGAGGCAGACGCUGAACUACUACAAGGCGCGCAACGCCGUGCUCGACGACGAGGCGUUCGGCGAGACAUGCCAUGAAAUGGCGCGUGAUGUCGUCCGCCGACUUGUCGAAGGCCUGCUUCCAGCCACCGCAAUGGGAGACUACCAGGGUCGAUUCGACGACCUGUUGGAGUCCGUUCGUAUCGACUUCAGCCUCGACAUCGAGGACCUUCGCGGUCUGGGAGCCGAGUCGUUGCACGAAGAGAUAUCAGGGGCCGUAAUCACACGAUUUGGUAAUGCGGCAACAACGCUGGGUACAAGAAAAUACAACCGGCUGGCGAAGACGAUGGCCCUGCAGGCAAGCGACGGGCUUUGGGCGCACCAUCUCGACCUCGUGCAAGACUGA
Messenger RNA from Geodia barretti, 1584 nucleotides. NCBI's taxonomy places the organism in Eukaryota, Metazoa, Porifera, Demospongiae, Tetractinellida, Geodiidae. The record is from the annotation of a GenBank genome assembly.